Molecule: messenger RNA, 4061 nt
Organism: Arachis stenosperma
Lineage: Eukaryota; Viridiplantae; Streptophyta; Magnoliopsida; Fabales; Fabaceae
Product: probable E3 ubiquitin ligase SUD1
Exons: 9
Coding region: 175-3546 (1123 amino acids)
Cellular component (GO): endoplasmic reticulum membrane
Molecular function (GO): zinc ion binding
Source: RefSeq, a predicted model, not a curated record
AAUAACUCAUUUUCAACACACCGCCAUCUCCGAUCGUCGCCGCUCUUUCUUUUCUUUCUCUUUUCUCUCUUUCCAUCUUUUAUUCCCUUUCUUUCUCUUCAGCGCCUCCACCGACUCGGUUUCUGACUUGCCCUAAGUCAUCGCCGGUCCAGGCCGGUUCGGUUCGAAUCCGCCAUGGAGAUCGCGCACGAGCCACCGCCUUCUCUCGACGGCAGCCCUAUCGCCGCCGAAACUGUUGCAAACUCUCCGCCGUCGUCGUCUUCCUCUUCCUCCCCUUCGUCUUCUGCCUCCUCUCUGGCUUCGUCACCUCGCGCUGCAAAAGGAAAGGAGAUCGAAUCAACCGCAUCGUCGGCAGCGCCGGCGCCGGCGGCUUCGCCUACUGCUAGGUAUGAAGACGAUGACGAGGAGGAAGAGGACGUGUGCCGGAUAUGCAGGAACCCUGGCGAUGCCGAGAACCCUCUCCGGUAUCCUUGUGCGUGCAGCGGGAGUAUCAAGUUUGUGCAUCAGGAUUGUCUCCUUCAGUGGUUGAAUCACAGCAACGCUCGCCAAUGCGAGGUCUGCAAGCAUGCAUUCUCGUUUUCUCCUGUUUACGCUGAGAAUGCCCCAGCUAGGUUACCGUUUCAAGAAUUUGUGGUUGGAAUGGCAAUGAAAGCUUGCCACGUUCUGCAAUUCUUCUUGCGCCUGAGCUUUGUGCUAUCCGUGUGGCUCCUAAUUAUACCUUUCAUAACAUUCUGGAUAUGGCGAUUAGCUUUUGUAAGAAGUUUCAGUGAAGCCCAGAGGCUAUUCCUAAGUCAUUUAUCAACAGCAGUUAUUCUGACUGAUUGCCUCCAUGGUUUCCUGCUUUCUGCAAGCAUUGUCUUCAUAUUUCUUGGGGCCACUUCUCUGAGAGAUUACUUUAGGCAUUUGCGAGAAAUUGGGGGACAGGAUGCUGAUAGGGAAGAUGAAGUGGACAGAAAUGGAGCGCGAAUUGCUAGAAGAGCUCCUGGACAAGCUAAUCGUAAUAUUAAUGGUGAUGGGAAUGGUGAAGAUGCUGGUGGAGCACAAGGAAUUGCAGGAGCUGGACAAGUGAUUAGAAGAAAUGCUGAAAAUGUUGCUGCACGGUGGGAGAUGCAAGCAGCACGUCUUGAGGCCCAUGUUGAGCAGAUGUUUGAUGGUCUGGAUGAUGCUGAUGGAGCAGAGGAUGUGCCCUUUGAUGAACUUGUCGGCAUGCAGGGUCCAGUUUUUCAUUUGGUUGAGAACGCAUUUACUGUGCUUGCAAGCAAUAUGAUUUUCCUUGGUGUUGUAAUCUUUGUGCCCUUCUCAUUGGGUCGCAUCAUACUCCAUUAUCUAUCUUGGUUCUUCUCAACUGCUAGUGGUCCUGUAAUAUCUGCUAUGGCCCCACUUACUGACGCAUCUCUUUCCCUAGCAAAUAUUACGUUAAAAAAUGCAUUAACAGCUGUUAAGAAUUUGUCAUCUGAGACUCAAGAAAGUGGAUCAAUUGGUCAGGUUGCAGACAUGCUGAAAGCGAAUGCUAGUGGAUUGAGUGAAAUGGCAAACAACAUAAGUGAAUCUGCCUCGUCAGAUCUCUUGAAAGCAGUGUCAAUUGGAACUUCAAGGCUUUCAGAUGUUACUACUUUAGCAAUAGGAUAUAUUUUCAUAUUGAGUCUAAUUUUCUGCUACUUUGGUAUUGUUGCUUUGAUUCGUUACACGAAGGGUGAGCCUUUGAUGAUGGGAAGAUUCUAUGGUAUUGCUUCUAUAGCAGAAACAAUUCCAUCUCUCUUCAGGCAGUUUUUGGCAGCAAUGAAGCACUUGAUGACUAUGGUUAAGGUUGCUUUCCUUUUGGUUAUUGAACUUGGGGUAUUCCCCUUGAUGUGUGGAUGGUGGCUUGAUGUUUGCACCAUACAGAUGUUUGGGAAGACAAUGGUUCACAGAGUUCAGUUCUUCUCUGCAUCACCUUUAGCCAGUUCCCUAGUUCACUGGGUUGUGGGGAUUGUGUAUAUGCUACAAAUUAGCAUAUUUGUCAGCCUUCUUAGAGGGGUUUUGCGCAAUGGGGUUCUGUACUUCCUUCGGGAUCCAGCUGAUCCAAACUACAAUCCGUUCCGUGAUCUGAUUGAUGAUCCUGUCCACAAGCAUGCUCGCAGGGUUCUGUUAUCUGUUGCAGUUUAUGGCAGUUUGAUUGUGAUGCUAGUAUUUUUGCCUGUUAAACUUGCCAUGCGGAUGGCUCCUUCUAUUUUCCCACUUGACAUAUCGGUUUCUGAUCCAUUCACUGAAAUCCCAGCGGACAUGCUUCUCUUUCAGAUUUGUAUCCCAUUUGCUAUUGAGCAUUUUAAAUUGCGGACAACUAUUAAAUCCCUGCUUCGAUACUGGUUCACAGCAGUUGGUUGGGCACUUGGUUUAACUGAUUUCUUACUGCCUAGACCUGAUGACAAUGGUGGUCAAGAAAAUGGAAAUGGGGAACCAGUUAGGCAGGACAGGCUACAGGUUGUACAAGCAGGAGUGCACGAUCAGGGUAUGGUGGCCUUUGCAGGGGAUGAUUUGAAUAGGGUUAUUAAUGCAGCAGGUGAUCCAAAUGCGGCAGAGGAUUAUGAUAAUGAUGAACAAUCUGAUUCUGACAGUUAUGCUUUUGCACUUCGCAUUGUUCUACUACUGGUGAUAGCUUGGAUGACCCUGCUUGUCUUCAACUCUGCCCUGAUAGUUGUACCAAUUUCACUUGGACGGGCACUUUUCAAUUCUAUUCCACGUCUGCCCAUAACGCAUGGCAUUAAGUGCAACGAUCUGUAUGCAUUCGUAAUUGGAAGCUACGUGAUCUGGACUGCUGUUGCUGGAGUUAGAUACUCGAUUGAGCAAUUAAAAAAAAGGAGGGCCUCAGUCUUGUUUGGCCAAAUAUGGAAGUGGUGUGCCAUUGUUAUGAAGAGUUCUGCACUUUUGUCUAUAUGGAUAUUUGUCAUCCCGGUGCUAAUUGGGCUUCUCUUUGAGCUUUUGGUCAUCGUGCCAAUGAGAGUUCCAGUGGACGAAAGUCCUGUGUUCCUCCUCUAUCAAGACUGGGCUUUAGGCCUUAUAUUCCUAAAGAUAUGGACAAGAUUGGUUAUGUUAGACCACAUGAUGCCUCUUGUGGAUGACAGCUGGCGAGUAAAGUUUGAGAGAGUGAGAGAAGAUGGUUUCUCCAGGCUACAAGGCCUUUGGGUCCUUCGGGAAAUUGUACUUCCAAUCAUAAUGAAACUAUUGACAGCAUUGUGUGUACCUUAUGUUCUUGCCAGAGGUGUGUUUCCGGUACUUGGGUAUCCAUUGGUGGUCAAUUCUGCUGUAUAUCGGUUUGCAUGGUUGGGAUGCCUCUGUUUCAGUUUCUUGUGCUUUUGUGCCAAGAGAUUUCAUGUUUGGUUUACGAAUCUUCAUAAUUCAAUACGCGAUGACCGGUAUCUCAUUGGCCGGCGGUUGCACAACUUUGGAGAACAUGUCGAGAAGGCAAAUGAAGUGGGAGCUUCUACAGGUGUGCCGGAUACAAUUUUAUCUGACCACGAAGUAGAUGUUGGACUUAGGCUGAGGCGCAUAAAUCAACAGGCAGGCUGAGAUGUAUUUCAGGUAUGAGAACUUGUUAAACCUCAUGCCUGUUGGUUCUGCUCAUGAAUCGGUAAUGUAUAAUUAUGCACCUUCUUUGGAUAGUUAUUACAACAUCUGUCACAACACCUGUACUUCAGUCGAGAAAAAACAGUAUGUUUUGCACAAUAAUUUAGCUAAUGGUAGGAAAAUAAAGGUAGAAAUUAUUUACUUUUUGUUUUUUUAUGUUUUUGGGUUGUUGAAAGAAGGAAGCGGGUAGCAUGUUGGAGUCUGGGUUGCCUUUCGAAAUGUUUGGAUUAUCGUGGUUUGAAGUAGACAUGAGGAUGUAGGAUCAUGAAAGUUAACCAUAACCUGUAUACAAAAGUUCCUAGGGUGUUCCAACGUGAACUUCUGAUGGGUAGCUAGAAGGUUACUUUUAGGGAAUGAAAGCAAGGUUAAUUUGAAUAGAUGUUUAGUUAGCGUUUAAUUUUUUGUCAUGGGCACAAGGUCUUCAAUUACCGGAGAAACCUUUUUAUUCUUUGAUACAA